Castor canadensis (American beaver) is the source of this 5329-nucleotide messenger RNA. It is a transcript of the gene Stk35, whose product is annotated as serine/threonine kinase 35. Gene Ontology annotation, cellular component: cytoplasm; nucleus. Gene Ontology annotation, molecular function: protein kinase activity; ATP binding. The record is from RefSeq and is a predicted model, not a curated record. NCBI's taxonomy places the organism in Eukaryota, Metazoa, Chordata, Mammalia, Rodentia, Castoridae. Gene Ontology annotation, biological process: protein phosphorylation; negative regulation of G2/MI transition of meiotic cell cycle.
ACUUAAAUCACUGGCAAAAAUUAUCCUGUGCAUCUGUUUGAUAAUAAUAUCUAAUGUAUUUUGUGUGCAAGACCUGCAAGACUGACUCUUAUGUUUUAGGGUAGUUUAACUGUGAAAUCACUAUGAAAGAAAACAAGGUUGGUUAACUUGACCAAGGUCACCCAUAUGGUUUGUCUCAGUUACAAAGAACCCUCAACUAAAACAGACAUUCUCAGGUCCUCUGCUUUUUCGUGCCUAGCCCAUUAUAGGCAUUCAUAAAUAUUAGUACGCUCAAAUAACAACAUUGGGCACCUAGCAGACACUGGGGUGCAAAGCAGUGACUAUAAAAAACCCAUGCCUAAAAGGUGCUUAGGCUGAGCCUUGUCAGCCCACACCCAAUUAAGCACCAGAAUUCUUUUGGCUGGGAGGUACGGCCCGCUCCUCUGCAGGGGAGGAAACUGAGGAUUAGGGUGGGGCAACGAUCAGCCCCAAAUCACUAAUUAGGUGGAGUGAGCACUGGGUUGGAAAACCCAGUCCGCGAGUUCCCAGGCAAGAGGUGUAAAUCAAUCUGACAAAUCCAAUCGCCCAAUCAGUGUUUAUUAGGAGCGGGCAGCGAGCGGCUAGUCUUCACGCAAGUCAGGAGAGAAGAGGAGGCUGGAGUGGUGCGUGGGCGACUGCGGAGACCCGGAGGCUGCCCGAAUCGCGGAAUUUUGGCGCGUAUUUUUUGUUGGUUGAUGUUCUCGCUGGUGAUUGGGUCCUUGCGCGGCGUCCCGGGUGCGCCGGGUCGCGGCUGCUCUGUCGACCUUGGCACAGCCUGAGUGGCGCAGUAGUCGGCUGCCCUCCCGGGGGAUGGGCCACCAGGAGUCUCCGCUGACCCGAGCAGCUACGAGGGGUGCAGCUUAUAUAAAGACGUUAUGUAAAGGGCUCAGCUGGCGCGAACACGUGGAGAGCCACGGGAACCUGGAAGCCUGGGCCUCCCCCGUGGGCGCCGCCGCCACCACCGGGGCAGCACCAAGAUCAGUCGCACGCCUGGCCCGGGCCAACGCCUCCCGCGCUACUCGGUCGCGGGGACUGCCCCGGCCCGGAACGGACCAUCCCCAGGCGCGGGCUGCCAGGGGGAGACGGGCCGCCCGGAAGUGGAAGCGCACCGGCCAGGUCACAGCCCAAGGCCUCGCUCCUCCGCGUCUCGGGACCGGACGGAGGGAUGAGGCAGGGGGGACCCGGGCAGCGCCGUUGCUGCUCCCCCCGCCGCCCGCAGCCAUGGAAACGGGGAAGGAGGACGGCGCCCGCAGAGGUACACAAAGCCCGGAACGGAAAAGGCGAAGCCCAGUGCCGCGGACGCCCAGCGCGAAGCUGAGGCCCGCGGCGGCGGCGGCCCAGGCCAUGGAUCCGGUGGCGGCCGAGGCCCCGGGCGAGGCCUUCCUGGCGCGGCGGCGGCCGGAGGGCGGUGGCGGGUCCGCGCGGCCGCGCUACAGCCUGUUGGCCGAGAUCGGGCGCGGCAGCUACGGCGUUGUGUACGAGGCAGUGGCCGGGCGCAGUGGGGCCCGGGUGGCGGUCAAGAAGAUCCGCUGCGACGCCCCCGAGAACGUGGAGUUGGCGCUGGCUGAAUUCUGGGCCCUGACCAGCCUCAAGCGGCGCCACCAGAACGUCGUGCAGUUUGAGGAGUGCGUCCUGCAACGCAACGGGUUAGCCCAGCGCAUGAGUCACGGCAACAAGAACUCGCAGCUGUACCUGCGUCUGGUGGAGACCUCGCUCAAAGGAGAAAGGAUCCUGGGCUAUGCUGAGGAACCCUGUUAUCUCUGGUUUGUCAUGGAGUUCUGUGAAGGUGGAGACCUCAAUCAGUAUGUCCUGUCUCGGAGGCCAGACCCAGCCACCAACAAAAGCUUCAUGCUACAGCUCACGAGCGCUAUUGCCUUCUUACACAAAAACCACAUCGUGCACAGGGACCUAAAGCCAGACAACAUCCUCAUCACUGAACGGUCUGGGACCCCCAUCCUCAAGGUGGCAGACUUCGGACUGAGUAAGGUCUGUGCUGGGCUGGCACCUCGAGGCAAAGAGGGCAAUCAAGACAACAAAAAUGUGAAUGUGAAUAAAUACUGGCUGUCCUCAGCCUGUGGCUCAGAUUUCUACAUGGCUCCUGAAGUCUGGGAGGGACACUACACAGCCAAGGCAGACAUCUUUGCCCUGGGCAUUAUCAUCUGGGCAAUGAUAGAAAGAAUCACUUUCAUUGACUCUGAGACCAAGAAGGAGCUCCUGGGGACCUACAUUAAACAGGGGACUGAGAUCGUCCCUGUUGGUGAGGCGCUGCUAGAAAACCCAAAGAUGGAGUUGCACAUCCCCCAGAAACGUAGGACUUCCAUGUCUGAGGGGAUCAAGCAGCUCUUGAAAGAUAUGUUAGCUGCUAACCCACAGGACCGGCCUGAUGCCUUUGAACUUGAAACCAGAAUGGACCGGGUCACAUGUGCUGCUUAAAUUCAGGGCUGAACAUCUUGGGUGUUUUUAAACAAGGUCGAUCCUUCGGGACCCACAGUCUCAUCAUGUCUCGGACAGGACGGCAGAGGGUACAGGUGGUGGCUUGGCUGGUGGCGAUCUCCCGACAGCUGGACCUCCGGCAAUGUGAAGCUUUUGUUUGGGUUUCCCCUCCUUUUAGUUGAGCUUUUGUUUUUGGGUUUUUUUCCUCUUUUUUUUUUUUUAAUUUAAACCAUCGAGACUUCAGAAAAACAGAAAGCUAUGCUAUGGACAAACACCAUUUCUUUAAAGAAAUUCAAUGUGGACAAAGCAUAUGUGUAAAUUUCAUUGUUGAUUUGUGUAAGGGGUUAGGGAGCGAUUUCAGUUUUGUCCUUUGUUUUCCCUCUGUUUUCUUUCUUUACAUGUCUCUCAGUUCUUCUUGUUGUAUCUUACUUCCUGGAGAAGGCCCGUCUCCCCAGAAAGAGUUCAGGGUUUCUCCUGGAAUGGGACAUGAAGACAAAGGAGGCCUCUGGGCCAACUCCCCCACCAGAUUCGGGACUGCUGGACUCCUUGGUGGGAUGGUCCUGGCCAGCCACCCCUGGGCUUCAUACAGGACCACAGGUGAAGAGCCACCUGGAAGAGGAAGACCAGGGCUUGGCCAGGAGAACUCCAGAAAGGAGACCUAACCUGCAAGUUUAGUCCUUUUAAAGAUGUUGGGAGCCCCAGGCCACACCAAGAUUCACAGUGGUUGGGAUUGGUUCCAUGUCUGCCCUUUAUAACUGUGAGCUCCCAGGGAGGAGGCCAGGGGUGACCAUCCCCACUGCUGCGAUAGACAGCCUCCCACCCCAGCUCCACUGGCCUACCAUCUGUUAGGACUGUUGUGCCAAACCUCUGCCCAAGACAUAGUGGGUCUUCCCACAGACACCAUCCCUACUGUGAGGUUAGCACCUCUCACCUGCUGCCUCCUGGAUCAUAGUCUUCCCAGGUGUGCUGCAAGUGUCCAGGCUGUCAGAGAGUCUGCCUGGGCCCUAAGGUCCAAUUAUGACUAUUGCCAUAAUAACAGGGUGUUCUGAACUGGGUGCUGGGGUCCACUGUGUCACAUCUAGUGACACACACUGUCAAGCGCCAUCUCCCUCAUUUCCAGGGACUUCAUGUUAGGUGCCUGCGCUCUGCAUAAAUAUGUCUGAUGGGAAGAGAAUGGGCCUUUCCUGAAUAGGGAGGUGUCAGCCCAUUUAGGGGCUUGCCACCUUAAGCACCCCAACUGUGACCCCCCACCGCCAUCCACAUAGCCACCCUCCCCGAGGAUGCUCUUGCGGCCUCCAAGAAAGGCCCCUUCCUUCCAGGCUGCUGUUCAGAGCCCACCAGGCCCUUCUCUCCCAUGUUGCACUCUUGUCUGGACACACCUUUGGCUAUCCCAAAGUUUUUCCAGGCUCUUCACCUGUUAGAGCCAAAUGGGAUGAGGCCUCUGGGGAAGGGGAAAGGGAGUCAUUUGCUCUUGUUUUUUUUUUUUUGUUUUUCUUAAAACAGCAUAGGACUGGUGGGGAGAUAGUUGGAGGGCAUUUCAGUUAGUGUGUGACCAAGUGGGGUGUGUAGUUUUCCCAGACAAGCAGCAGUCCCAUGGCCCUGCAGUGUGGGACAGACCAGCACAACACCUAGCCCCACUUGGCCACAUGUCUGCUCACAUUCAUCCAGUCUUGUCCUAAGUCCCUCAGCUUUUGCAAAGUUUCUUCCUCCUCUUAGCAGAUGGCUGGCUGCUGUUCAUAAGAUCCCACAGGGCUACUGGUGGCAACCAGACCUGUCUUUUUUCCCUUCCUGGACUGAAACCCAUUUUGAUCACCCACCUCUGACUUCUUAAGCAGCCUUCCGAGUGUACUCUGAGUGACAGCUGGGAAGGUGGGGAAAGCGUCAACCCUGGUUGCAGAGCACAUUCCUUCUCUGCCCCACCACCCUGCCUUCCCAGGCUUCUGUUUCUGCAUAUAUAAGCAAGUGGGAAAAACAGUCCCUGGACUCAGUGCCCCCAAUUCUCCCUGGUUGUAGCCAUGCUCUGAAAUACCUGGAGAGUGCACAGGCCUAUUGUUUUCUCCUCGCUCCAGUCUCUUGUCUAAGUAAGGUCUUGGGGCUGUGGUGCUUCCCCUCCGUACUGUGUCGGAGUAUCCCCUGUAGGUCACAGGUGGGUAACUUGCUUCCCUGCAUCCUAUCUUCCACGACUCCCAGCCAGUUAUGGCUUGGUGGUAGGGUCUUCUACCAUAGCUCAAAUGAGAGACAGCCCUUGAGCCCCAAGUGCCUUUCCCUGCCCCUUCUUUCUUCCUUCUGUCCCUUCCUUCCCUUUGCUGUCUGUUUUUGUCCUCCACAGGCACCCCACCAGCCAGGUGGAAGCUGGCCGGCUCUGCUGUGGUCAGUGGGACAGCCCCAGGUGGCCCCUGCAGUCUCUGCAGAGCCAUUCUCCCUGUCCCCUACCAGCAUCAGCUCCUUCCUUCUGUUACCUCUUCCUGCCUCUGCUCAGGUCUCAGGCUUGCCAGCUCUGUGGGGCAUCAAUUCAGUUAUCCCAAGUUUGUUAGACCUGUCCAAGUUCUGGGACUUUCCAGACCGUAGGACUGCAGUCUGCAGUGGAUCUCUUCAACUUGUAGAAAGGAUAGGCUGUUGAGGGACCAUCCUGCUCUCAGCCUUCCUAGGUCCAAGUUCAGAUCCCCAUCAGUGAGAGGAGUCAGCAGGACAGAUUAUAGUGCCUUAUUCCACUGUCUUCCCUGGCCAGACCUCCUGGCUCAGCUGGAAGUGCAUGGCUGUCUUCUCCCCUCUGUGUCCAUCUGUCACUUGCACUCACACUUUGCCACCUGCAGAUUGUCACAGGGGAAGAAAGACCCUCAACCCUUCCCCCCACCCCCACAUCCCCUUCCUGUGAGCU